GGGGGAGGACUACAUCUCCCGUGAGCCCCCGCGGCGCGUGACGGUAAACAACGGAAGCCGAGCAGGAAGUGAGGGGCUGUGAGGGGGAGAGGAUGUCGUUCAAACGGGAAGGGGACGAUGGCAGCCAGCUCAAUGUACUAAAGGUGAGAGGGAAGGGCCCGGGACGGCGGGAACAGGUCUGGGGCUUUACACAGGCAUCAUGGGAGUUACUGGGGCAUGAUGGGAGUUGGAGUUAAUGGGGCAUGAUGGGAGUUGGAGUUACUGGGGCAUGAUGGGAGUUGGAGUUACUGGGGCAUGAUGGGAGUUGGAGUUAAUGGGGCAUGAUGGGAGUUGGAGUUACUGGGGCAUGAUGGGAGUUGGAGUUGCUGGGGCAUGAUGGGAGUUGGAGUUACUGGGGCAUGAUGGGAGUUGGAGUUACUGGGGCAUGAUGGGAGUUGGAGUUGCUGGGACUUUAUGUGAAGAAAUUUCCAAAAUAAUAAAAAUCUGAGAUUCUAAUAAUGUCUGUUACAGCACUGCAGCCAUUUAUUAUCUCACUCAUUAUUAUUAUUAUUAUUACCAUCAGUGAGCCCUGGGUCUCUGGAACAACUGGUUAUAUUGUGCCAGGGGAGGGCGCACUCGGUCUGUCUGUCUCUCCCAGGGGAGGGCGCCCUCAGUCUGUCUGUCUCUCCCAGGGGAGGGCGCCCUCAGUCUGUCUGUCUCUCCCAGGGGAGGGCGCCCUCAGUCUGUCUGUCUCUCCCAGGGGAGGGCGCCCUCAGUCUGUCUGUCUCUCCCAGGGGACGGCGCCCUCAGUCUGUCUGUCUCUCCCAGGGGAGGGCGCCCUCAGUCUGUCUGUCUCUCCCAGGGGAGGGCGCCCUCAGUCUGUCUGUCUCUCCCAGGGGAGGGCGCCCUCAGUCUGUCUGUCUCUCCCAGGGGAGGGCGCCCUCAGUCUGUCUGUCUCUCCCAGGGGAGGGCGCCCUCAGUCUGUCUGUCUCUCCCAGGGGAGGGCGCCCUCAGUCUGUCUGUCUCUCCCAGGGGAGGGCGCACUCAGUCUGUCUGUCUCUCCCAGGGGAGGGCGCCCUCAGUCAGUCUGUCUGUCUCUCCCAGGGGAGGGCGCCCUCAGUCUGUCUGUCUCUCCCAGGGGAGGGCGCCCUCAGUCUGUCUGUCUCACCCAGGGGAGGGCGCCCUCAGUCUGUCUGUCUCACCCAGGGGAAGGCGCCCUCAGUCUGUCUGUCUCACCCAGGGGAAGGCACAGUCUGUCUGUCUCACCCAGGGGAGGGCGCCCUCAGUCUGUCUGUCUCUCCCAGGGGAGGGCGCCCUCAGUCUGUCUGUCUCACCCAGGGGAGGGCGCCCUCAGUCUGUCUGUCUCACCCAGGGGAGGGCGCCUCAGUCUGUCUGUCUCUCCCAGGGGAGGGCGCACUCAGUCUGUCUGUCUCUCCCAGGGGAGGGCGCCCUCAGUCUGUCUGUCUCUCCCAGGGGAGGGCGCCCUCAGUCUGUCUGUCUCUCCCAGGGGAGGGCGCCCUCAGUCUGUCUGUCUCACCCAGGGGAGGGCGCCCUCAGUCUGUCUGUUUCACCCAGGGGAGGGCGCCCUCAGUCUGUCUGUCUGUCUCUCCCAGGGGAGGGCGCCCUCAGUCUGUCUGUCUCUCCCAGGGGAGGGCGCCCUCAGUCUGUCUGUCUCACCCAGGGGAGGGCGCCCUCAGUCUGUCUGUUUCACCCAGGGGAGGGCGCCCUCAGUCUGUCUGUCUGUCUCUCCCAGGGGAGGGCGCCCUCAGUCUGUCUGUCUCUCCCAGGGGAGGGCUCAGUCUGUCUGUCUCUCCCAGGGGAGGGUGCCCUCAGUCUGUCUGUCUCUCCCAGGGGACGGCGCCCUCAGUCUGUCUGUCUCUCCCAGGGGACGGCGCCCUCAGUCUGUCUGUCUCUCCCAGGGGACGGCGCCCUCAGUCUGUCUCUCUGUCUGUCUCUCCCAGGGGACGGCGCUCUCAGUCUGUCUGUCUCUCCCAGGGGAGGGAGCCCUCAGUCUGUCUGUCUCUCCCAGGGGAGGGCGCCCUCAGUCUGUGUGGUGGUGAUUUUUGCAUUUUGACUUACUACAUUCAAUGAAAUGGAUGACUUUCUUCUUUUCCUUUCUUUUCAUAGAAGCGGAGGGUUGCCGAUCUUCUCGCCAGCUUCAUUCCCGAGGAUGAGGCCCUGCUGAUUAAAAAUGGAAGGUAAACCUCUUCAUCCAAUCAUAUAACAUUUAAAGGGGAAUCCAAUGGGUUAAUAAGAGGUCUCCCCUGUCCCCAUUCAUAAAUGGGACUAUUUCAAGAGAAAUCACAACUUUUAUCAAUGGGUUUGGGAACGUCCUUCGAGCCGGCGGCUGUGGGCUCUUACUGUGACUGUGCGGCUCUGCAUACUUACCUUGGCAGAACUUUAAACGGUGCUUAGACAGCAUGAAACGCGUAGACUGUGCGGCAGCAACACGCUGAGAGCGUUUAAAAAAACAAAAACAUUUUACACUGGCCUUGAAUUUUUAAUACUAAUUAAUAACAUUUGGAAUUAUUUUAAAUGAAAAUAACAGUGAAUAAUUUUAUUCGUAGUGGCUGAACUAUCUCUCCAUGUAACAGGAUUCUCUUUUACAGUUACGCCUGCACUGUGUGUUCUCACCGACCGGUCUUUGACACAAUUGAUAUGCUGUCUGUUCACAGAAAUGGGAAGAAACACCUGGCCAGUGAGUAUUUCACUGCUUUAACCCCUUAAGGACACGACAUGUGACAUGUCAUGAUUCCCUUUUAUUCCAGAAGUUUGGUCCUCAAGGGGUUAAUAUUCCCUCUCACAGAAUAUGGCUUCCUGGAGUGUGGACUAGCUUGACGCGCUCGUGUCGGAGGGAUGCCCCGGCUCGGCGCUCGUGUCGGAGGGAUGCCCCGGCUCGGCGCUCGUGUCGGAGGGAUGCCCCGGCUCGGCGCUCGUGUCGGAGGGAUGCCCCGGCUCGGCGCUCGUGUCGGAGGGAUGCCCCGGCUCGGCGCUUGUGUGCCCCGGAGGGAUGCCCCGGCUCGGCGCUUGUGUCGGAGGGAUGCCCCGGCUCGGCGCUCGUGUCGGAGGGAUGCCCCGGCUCGGCGCUCGUGUCGGAGGGAUGCCCCGGCUCGGCGCUCGUGUCGGAGGGAUGCCCCGGCUCGGCGCUCGUGUCGGAGGGAUGCCCCGGCUCAGCACCUACAUGGGGCCAGGCCUUUCAUAAAACUAUCUUCUAAUGUGGUGAUUUUGCCCUUUUUCUUACUGUGUUCUCCAUUAAUACAAGGUUUGCAGUGGUUUUAUGGAAAGAAGAACAAUUUCAAGAACGAGGUCCAGAAGCGGCAGCAUGAACGGUUUGUGCGAGCAGAAGAGACCGGGGAACAGGUUUGGCCAAUGAGUCUGUCCCACAUCUGUGUAAAUUUUAAUGAAUGGUCACACCUGCUCCCAUAUGUAGCUCUGACCUUUCUAGUGUUAGGGGUGUUUGGUAACAGUAUUCACCAUGAGAUACAAUGUAGACCGUGGGUCGUCAACCUGGUCCCUAUCGCCCACUAGUGGGCGUUUCAGGAUUCCAGUUGGGCGGUAGGGAUGGCAGGUGCGAGCCGGCGGUACCCGUGCGACCGGGUACCGCCGUCACCAUUUUUGGCCCCGGCCCGCGUGGCAAACCUCCGGGGCCGCCACCCAAGGGGUCCAUCGGGUGGCCCAUGCUGUCAGGGCCACCCGAUGGAUCUGGAUUGAGAGUGGGCCCGGUCAGCGCUGGGCGCUUUAACAGCGCGACCGGGCCCCCUAUUAUUACAUCACACGCUGGGAGGAAGUGACUGCACGUCACUCCUCCCAGCUAAAACUGAGAGCUGCGCAGGAGGAAGACCAGGGAGUCAGAGUGGGAACUCUGACUCCCAUGCACCUGAGCCACCACUGGACCCCAGGGAAAGUCACCCUCCUGCACCUAAAAGGUAGGAAACAAGAGGGUGACAAAAAUAUUUUGUGUGUGUUUGUUUGUGUGUAUGUGUCUUUGUAUGUAUGUCUUGUGUGUGUCUAUCUGUAUAUAUGUGUGUAUGUAUGUGUGUCUUGUCUUUGUAUGUAUGUGUCUUGUGUCUGUAUGUGUGUAUGUGUACCUGUCUGUUUGUAUGUAUGUGUGUGUCUGUAUGUAUGUGUACCUGUCUAUUUGUAUGGAUGUGUGUGUCUGUAUAUAUGUGUGCGUGUGUCUGUAUGUAUGUGUGCCUGUUUGUAUGUAUGUGUGCCUGUCUGUGUGUGUCUGUAUGUGUGCCUGUCUGUUUGUAUGUAUGUGUAUUUUUAUGUGUGUGUGUGUGUGUAUGUAUGUGUGCCUGUCUGUUAUAGUGGGCUAUAGUCAGUGGGCUACCGAGCUAAGCCUUCCUACUGGGCAUUGCUAUAAGGAAGGUUAAAAAAUAGAAAAAAGGGAUAAAAAAGGUGGGCAGGGGAAUUGAGGAGGGAGAUGAGAUGAGCUGACGCACAGAUGAGAAAUCAUAUUAUGCGCAAACAGAGAAGUCGUCUGAAUACCACCGAAAGAGGAGACCUUCGUUUGUUCCUUACGAAAAUCGAACCAGAUAUCAAAUAUUUAGUCUCGCAGCAUCAGCCUCAAGGAUCUCAUUAAUCACUAGUAAAGGUAAUUUCAAUUUACUUUAUUGUUUUCCAAUUAAAAUUUAUAAAGUUAAAAACAUUAUAAACAUGCAUGUAGAAAUAAAAAGAUAAAUGUACGUACAUUUAUUUUUUUUAAAACACCCUCCUUUCUAAAAAAUAUUCCGCACUUGCGCGAAAACUGGUGGGCGGUAAGGAAAUUUUUCCAUCAAGAAAGAUGCAUUAGUGGGCGGUAGGUAGAAAAAGGUUGACUACCACUGAUGUAGACAGUGUCUCAGUUAAAGGGAAACUGUAGUGCUGAAGGGGUUAAAAACCCUAGCUGUCACUUACCUGAUUGCAGCACCGAUGUCUCUCGGCACUUGUUCAGGCUCCACCUCUGCUGCCAGCCAGGUAGACAGCCACUAGAGGUGGAUUUAACCCACAAAGGUAAUUAUUAAAGAAAUGCAGCUGUUUUCAGAUAUACCCCCAGUGAAUAGAUUCAUGUAGUCCAUUGGUGGUAUAUCUACUAAAUAGGCAGUUUUUCCCCCCUAUUAUUAUUUAUUGUACAUUGGUUCUUUAACAACAAUUUCAGACAAUUGAAUCUUUUAAUUUAAUUUAAUUUAAUUUAAUUUGUUGGAAGUAGGAAAAAUGGGAAAGCAGAAAGAUCUGAGUGACUUUGACAAGGGCCAGAUAGUGAUGGCUAGUCGACCGAUUCAGAGUAUUUCCAAAAUGGCAAGUCUUGUGGGGUGUUCCGAAUCUACAGCAGUGGUUAGCACCUACCAAAUUGGGUGCAAGGACGGACAACCGGUGUCACAGUCAUGGGCACCCAAAGCUCAUUGAAUGUGGGGAGCAACGGCUAGCCUGUCUGGUCCAAUCACACAGAGAGCAACUGUACCUCUAAUUCCUGAAAGCAGUAAUUCUGUCCAUGAUAGAAAUGUGUCAGAACACACAGUGCAUUACAGUUUGCUGCAUAUGGAGCUGCGUAGCCGCCUGUCCACCUCCCACAGCGCCUUCAAGGAGGGUGUUUGCAUCAGAACUGGAGCAAUGGAGGAAGGUUGCCUGGUCUGAUGAAUCAUGUUUUCUUUUACAUCUGCUUGAUGGCUGGACGUGUGUGGGUUGUUUACCUGGGUAAGAGAUGGCAGGAGGAUGCACUAUGGGAAGAAGGCAGGCAGGUGGAGGCCAGUCUUGGCUCCUGGCAUUCAUGUGCAUGUUUCUUUGAUAUGUACCACCUACCUAGAGAUUGUUUCAGGUCACAAACACCCCUUUAUGGAAAUGUUGAUGGAAGUGGCUUCUUUUAGCAGGAGUUUGUCUGUCUGUUUGGGUUAUGGUGAGAUUAGGUGUGUUGUGACAAUUUGACAAUUGUGCUUUUAUUUUGCUGUGAGCUGGCAGUAAUGAAUACCCUGGGUAUGUUAUUGAUUCAUGGUAGAUCUUAGUGUGGUGGGAAGUGCUAGUAGAGCGAUGUGUCUGUGUCCAGUUUUUCAUUCUGUGUUUUGGUUUACUUGGUAACAAUAGAACCCUCUUUGCUUGUAAACCAUUAACACACAGGAUUUCCGGUUUAGUGAUACACCUAAUAUCUGCAGCCUGGGGGAUUUUUGUUCUAUUCCUCUAACUACAUAGAAUUUGUGUUACUUUACAGGGUACACAUGACUUUUUCACCUGGCUCUUAAUCUUAUAUGUUUGCAGAUGCCCAUUGGUCCGGCCCCUUUGCUGAUGCAGACAAGGAAAAUUACCCAGCAUGCUUUGCUAAAAGCUACUCCCUACAACAGUUGCUGUUCUCGUAACAGGUAACGAACUACGUCAUUCCAGGACGGCCGCUCCUGUAUUGAUUGUUUGGGGGGAAAAAACUGGCGUCUGCCUAAUUUGACUGUUAAAGUUCCAGCUUUUCUGGGUUCAGUUCUCAUUUGAUGCAGUUUAGCCGCCCACCAAUACUCGGUGUAUUUAGAAACGGAGCAAAACCAGAUACGUUUCCUGUUUGUUUAUCUAAACCACCUGCCUCCUAAAUCUACACAUUCCCCCAAUAACAAAUGCCUUAUAGCUAUUAUCUACCCUAAUAAAUGCUAUCUGUGCCAUAUCUGAGGCAUGGAGCUCAACACAUGCAGAGUGUGAGUGCAGUCCGCAUAAAACACCGGACUCCAUGCUUGCUGCAUGACCAAAGCCUGGAUGAUUGCGCAGUUUGGCAUCCUAAGCACUUCCUUUGCGUUAUAAAAUUUUAAUUGUACUAAUACUGUAAUUCAGUGGAGAGGCGUCUCUUUCUUUAUAUUAUUUAUAUUUAGAGCAGAAUCCAAUGGAAUGGAUUUGCAUUCACCCACCCGUAUAGCGUUAGUGAGUUGUCCCUUGUUGUGAGAGAGUGUAACAGAUUACAUGCUGUCAUCCUACUGCAGCCGAGACUGAGCUUUCACCUAUACAAUGCAGCGGGUGCUAACGGAACACUGAAAGAAUUCACUGAUUUCAUAAUUAAUAAAAUGAUUAUACUGUUAACUCCAUUCACAUUGAAGACAUUAUAAUUGUCUCUUUGUUAAAAGCAUGUUUAUAAUAUUUAGUUUUCCCUCUGACUCCCUUAACCCCUUACGGACACAUGACAUGUGUGACAUGUCAUGAUUCCCUUUUAUUCCAGAAGCUUGGUCCUUAAGGGGUUAAAGUGCUGUAGCUAUGGAUUGAAAGUAUAUUAUAUUGCCUUUCCUGUAGGUCAAACGAUGUACGGUUUCUCUUCUCAUUUUCUGCUAUUACUGUGUCUCAGGUCGGCUGACACAAGCAGAAAGAUCAGUGCGUUCGGUGCUAGCCCUGCUCCUGACACUGUGCCGAACCUCCCACAGAGAACAACAGAAACCUCCCAGCCUGGACAGGGCGACAGAUCCCUAGGUGAGUGUUGGGUGAGCCUGGGGGGGGGGAUCAUCGCAGAAUGUGAUUUGUAAUCGAGGAUUCAGAGGGUUUAUUUAACUUACUAUUAAAGGUUAUUCCCCAUCUCACAAACCUACUUUGUACAGAUGUCGAGAAGCAGACGACAGAAUGUCCCAAGCCCAGCACCGGCCACAAAAAGAGUGGUGCAAAGCGUUCAGAGAGUGAGGCCGACAGUACUGACCCUGAGAGGACGAGAGCCAUUCACCAUUAUCUUCUACUAAAGAGGUUAGCGUUACCUGCUCCAAGCGGGAUUCUCCCCAAUUAAACUCUGAGAUAGUGUGUGUGUGAGAGGCCGUUCAUGUCCGUCUGCUACACAAAUGUCCCUUUCACCUCUCUCCAUAUAGUGUCUUUACAGUCUCUUCUCUCGCUUUCAGCUCUGGGUGGAUUCCAAACAGAUCAGGACAAUGGGUAAAAGAUCCGAAUGUGGAAUUUGAUUCAGAUGAAGAAGAACCCCCAGUGCUCCCCCACCCUGACACAUGAACCCCUGAAAAAAAGCACGGUUCUGGAUCAGCGACUGUCCAAUGAAUGACAAUGUCCGCAUUGGGAAGGAUACGCAACUUUAAUUUGGUCAUUCUACAAGUUAAGAAUCCUGGAAACAGAGCAGAGAUUUCUAUAAUAAUCCAAAAUGUUUUUAGCAUCCUAAGGGUGCGUGAGGAGUCCUGGGCAUUUAAUAGCCAGAUCCUUUGUCCGUGAGGCAGGUUCCCUGGACUGGAUCACCAGACCAAUAUAUUUCUGAUCACCUAGACCCAGCAGGACUUGUGCCAUGCUUUAUUUGUGAUAUUCACUGAGUGUCAGGAUCUUAAACAAAGAAUAACAUGCGGAAAGAUCUACAACCCUCACUUUCUGUGUGUGUUGACUGGGAUUUAUGAGAGUCAUAGUUAAGUAACAGCUUGACGUGUGUAUUUGAUGGAUCUUGGCUCUUGUGAAUCCAUUCUAACUGGUUAACUGCAGUGCAUCAAUUGCCUGAUAGAGGGCGCUACAGGACAAACGCUGCUCAGUAUUUAAAUUAUAGCAGUCCAGGAACACUGCAUAUAACUGACAGAUCUCUAUUGAUAUAUUAAAGGUGGGGUUUUACUCUGAAAUAUUGCAUUUUUGGGCUUAACAUAAAAUAAAACCAAACCGAUUUUCACAUAAUAAA
Messenger RNA from Pelobates cultripes (western spadefoot toad), 8563 nucleotides. The record is from the annotation of a GenBank genome assembly. NCBI's taxonomy places the organism in Eukaryota, Metazoa, Chordata, Amphibia, Anura, Pelobatidae.